This is a messenger RNA of Humulus lupulus (European hop), 402 nucleotides long. RefSeq lists its product as uncharacterized. The record is from RefSeq and is a predicted model, not a curated record. The coding region runs from base 1 to 402 and encodes 133 amino acids. NCBI's taxonomy places the organism in Eukaryota, Viridiplantae, Streptophyta, Magnoliopsida, Rosales, Cannabaceae. The transcript has 2 exons. Gene Ontology annotation, molecular function: RNA-DNA hybrid ribonuclease activity; nucleic acid binding.
AUGGGCAAUCAAUCUCUCCCCAUAAGACGUGAGGUUGGCACUGCGAAAAUCAAAGAAAGGGCAGGUGCUGGUAUAGGUGUGGUGUUAGUAGCCCCAUCCGGCCUGAGGGUUGAAGAAGCCCUAGAAUUAAAUGAAAAGGUGACCAAUAAUGAAGUAGAAUACGAGGCAUUGAUAUACAGAUUGGAAAUGGCAAGCAGCUUGGGUAUCGAAUGGCUCAGGGUUAGAGCAGACUCAAAAUUGGUAACCAAGAAAGUCAGUGGCAAUUUUGAUGUCAAGGAGCCAAGAAUGGCCACGUAUUUUAAUAUUGUCAAGCAUUUACGAGCUGAAUUCAUGCAAUCCGAGCUCAUAAAAAUUUUGAGAGAAAUGAAUCAUCGUGCAGAUGACUUAGCAAAGAAAGCUUGA